Anopheles darlingi is the source of this 766-nucleotide messenger RNA. RefSeq lists its product as uncharacterized. NCBI's taxonomy places the organism in Eukaryota, Metazoa, Arthropoda, Insecta, Diptera, Culicidae. The record is from RefSeq and is a predicted model, not a curated record. The coding region runs from base 1 to 672 and encodes 223 amino acids. The transcript is spliced from 2 exons.
AUGACCGAACCAGUGCGGCGUGAGCUUCGUAUACUUCACCCCCCCUUGGAACCGAUAGUGCGGGAUGGAAAAAUCCGCGAGCAGAUUGAGCUGGAGAGCAAAGGUCGCCGGGAGUACUUGAAAAAGUGGGGCUACAUAACGAAACCGGAAACAACGGAGUUCUACGAUUUGAAGCGUAACAACCAGAAGCUGCGUGAUAUCCAGCUGGGCCGCAACCGGAGCGUUAACCUACGCGAAUAUGACGGUCACGGUGAAUCGUUUUUUGUGUCGCGCCAAAUGUUCAAGACGCUGCUCGAUACUUGCCGCUGUGGCCGCAAGCGUACCAACACCCAUGCGCUCAAAUGUUUGCAGAAACCGAAAAAUACCUACGAAAAGACGGACGACGAGGAGGAGGAUGAGGAGGAAAUGGAAAAGCAACCAAAGGAUCCUGGUGCAACCGUUAGUGGCCGAAGUAGUACAGAGCGUCUUGAGAGAGGCGAACAGGUUGGCGGGGAAAAAACUGUCAGCAGCUACAUACCGAAGGUGCCAACGUUGAGCUCAGGAAUGUACGGUUGGCCACAAAAUCGCUUCGUAGCUAUGGAGAAAACGACUUACUACGUUUCCCCCCGGUACACCAUGCCCGGACAUCCAAUCGUUGAUAGCCAGCCCUACAAUAAUAUCAUUCUCGGGUAAGGCGCCAGGCACUUGUAGCAACAGAGUUUCUUUCGCACAUCUGAGCCAUAUCCUAAUUUCCGAACAUUCACGACUACGAUUAAAUAAAUUCCAC